Messenger RNA from Camellia sinensis, 594 nucleotides. Lineage: Eukaryota; Viridiplantae; Streptophyta; Magnoliopsida; Ericales; Theaceae. The record is from RefSeq and is a predicted model, not a curated record.
AUGGUUCGGUAUACUGGGGAGGGCAGUGAAGCAAGACACCUGUUGAAUGACAGGGAGAUCUCUUGCCAAGAACUCUUUCGCAAAAAACUGACACCAAGCGAUGUCAGUGGGCUGAACAGGCUUGUCAUUCCAAAAAAAUAUGCUGUCGUGCAUUUCCCUCCUGUGAGAAACAUUCAUGCACAGGGCAUUUCAAAUAAACGUCAGGCGGUGGGCAUCCCAAUAAGGUUAAAGGAUAAAGGUUUCAAGACAUGGAACUUUACAUAUUGUUUUUGGAAAAGUAAUCAGAGUUUUGUGAUUACAAAAGGCUGGAAAGAAUUUGUUAAGGAGGCAAGAUUGAAGCCAAAGGACGUUGUUAUCUUUUAUGGUCCUCGAGAGGGCAAACUGGCUUCUAUAAUUGGUGUAGAGUGUAAUGACAGUGGAACAAGUGGUGGGUUACUUAGAAGUCAUGUGGGCCUGCAGCCUGAUCUGCAAUGUGAUUUUGAAGAUCAAGAUGGUGAGGAUGAAAGGGGGGGAAACGAGAUGAAAAAGGGGUUUAAACUUUUUGGUGUAGAGAUCAAGGUGGGCGGCGGAAAUGGAAAUGGAAAUGGAGUGUGA